UCCCGCUGACAGUGUCAAUGAUGCUAAAUUUUGACACAUGUUUAUCAGAAAGGUUUUCGAAAAAUAUUUACAUGUGAUUUAUUUCUGAAAAUGAGUGAGAGUUUGAGUACUCGUUCCAAAACUGUGACUGAUUCUAUCGAGUCUGAAUCUGUUGAUAGCCCACCGAUAUUCGACCGAUGGACAAACAACAUAAGUUACCGUCAGCUUGUGGUGUCAUCCGGCAUCGGUAUAUUCCAACUAUGGUGGCACCCGUACUUAUUCGACUUAAAGAAGUUAUUACCCUUCUUGUUUCUAUACAAUGUGUUCAGUAUAAUUAUUGCAUACCCGCUGUUUUACCUGGAGCUUGCGCUUGGCGUGGCCACCAAGAAAAGUGUGCUCAACUGCUGGGAUUUGGCGCCUAUGGCUAGAGGCAUAGGUUUCGCAAUGCUGUCGACGUGCAUGUUCACGGCGCUGGCAGCUGGCGCGGUGGGGGCAUGGUGUUUAGCGCUGAUGGUGCAUUCGAUACAUACGUUCCUGCCGUGGCUGCACUGCGCGGCGGCUGCACGCCCGCCCUGCGCGGCGCGGCAUCGACCACUGCCGGCGGGCAGCGAGACGCCCGCGCAGUCAUUCUUUUUUAAUUUCGUGUUGGAUCUAAAGCGAGAUGGGCUGGAGGGCGGUCUAGGUAACGUGGUAUGGGAGUUGACGACAUACUACGUCAUAUGCUGGGUCCUCAUCUACUUUAUCGUCAUCAAACGGAUAUACAGCUACUCGAAGUUGGUGCUGUUCAAAGACGUGUUGACAUACUUUGUGCUCGUAUGCGUGGCGGUGGGCGCGAUGCAGCUGAAGGGAGCCGGACGCAUGUUCAGCGACUGCAACUGGAGCGUCAUCUUUGAAGGCUUACAGAUGUGGCGCGAAGCCAUGGAGUACUCGUUGAUCGAGAUGACAGUGUGCCAGGGAUCUCUUGUCAUGCUUGGCUCGUACUGUCCUAAAGCACAACACAAGCUCAGUACUACGGCGAUGCUCGCUCUCGCCGUGUCUAAGACCACUUGUAUGAGUGCCGCGUUGGUCUUAGGAGCCACGCACGGAGCUCUCUAUAAGGACUACGAUAAUGUUACUAAUAUUUGGCCUGGAUCCGCAGGAUCUAUAAUCCUGUGGUCAGACUAUGUAGCGCGGAUACCGGGCAGUCAGUUCUGGUCUGCGCUUAUAUUCUUCACACUCUUCAUAUUGUCAGUAACCACAGCGGCGCUGUUAGUACAAACAGUAAUGUCGACGUUCACCGGAAGAACGAUCAGGAAGAUCAGAUGGGCCUUCCUUGUCGUCAUAUGUAUGCUCUUCUGUCUGAUAGGAGUCAUCUUGGUUUGCACACAGGGUGGUUUAUACGUAAUGAACUUCCUAAUGACCUGGCCGGCGAGCAAGCCGCGGGUCCCUGUGGCUGCAUUAAUGGCCACUGUCAUCACGUACAUCUACGGACAGACGACGUUCUGUGCGGAUGUGUACUUCGCGGUCGGAGAGUACCCUAGUGUGUUCAUGAGGAUUUGUUGGGCGCUCUCACCGGCUAUCAUGAUGAGUACAUUCGCGGGCGGCGCGGGCUCAUGGCACACGAGUGAGACGACGGUGGGCUGGAUGCUGGUGGGCGCGUGCGUUGUCAUGCCCAUCGCAGCCGUCAUGCUCUUCUACGGCGUCUUCAAGUGUAGGGUCCGGAAUAUCGUUCGAGACGAAAAAUAAUUUAUUAAAAAUCAACGUUUGUAUUUCUCAUUUGUAAUUUGAAUGAUAAAAUGAAACAUUGAAAUCAGAAUGACAUCUUAUUUUAUUCACAAAAUUUUUCAUAACACCAAUUUGUUACCAAAAUAAAGGAUUAUUUUAUAAUUAGUCAUACACACAUAUCCACAUAACAACUUAGAAAGCUGAUCAUAAUAAAUAAUGCACGAGGUUUAAACAUUGGCAUUUUUUUUUGUCUUUUUUAAAGUGAACAUUAUCUAUUGUGACCAGCAGGAGUAUUUUUUACACAAUAUAUAAUUCUGUAGUUGGUUAAAUAAAAACGUUAAUCAGCUUCGCUUGAUUGGGGAAAAAACACUCCUUCUAUUAAUACAGCCUUGGAUCUUAUCUCUAAAAUUAACCAUAACUUAAAUAAUGAACUUCUCAUAUAAAAAUAAUAAUGAUAAGCAUUAUUACUACAUACAUCUUUUUAAAAGUUUAUAAUCUAAGUAGAUAGACCGCCAAAGUGUUCAUUGUAAAGUAUUCCAUUUCUUUCAUAUUCGUUUUUAUAUUGCUUUGUGUUCAAAAUAAGAAUUUACAGCAGUAAAUAAUUUAUAGCAACGGUAACGAUAUUACAUUAUUCGAUAAAUAUAAUAUGACAUUGCACCAAAAGAUAAAAUCUUAUGGGGACUAGAUGCGUAGUUUGAAACAAAAUAACACUUGUUCACAAUACAAUACAUGCUCAGGCAUAAAACAAGAAAAAUAUUUGGCUUAUAAUACAAUUUAGAAUCACGAUAAAUCACUCAUUGCUUUACUAACUAUGGGGCAGGCUCACUUGGCCUUCGAAAAAACGUAUGAUGAAUACAGUGUACCUAUGAGAUUGUGAAAUAUCAAUUAUGAAUAUGCAUGCAUCCCUUAUCUUUAAAUUAUUAAAACAGCCUGCCGUAAAUCUAUAAUAUUUUACAA
Messenger RNA from Helicoverpa armigera (cotton bollworm), 2640 nucleotides. RefSeq names its product sodium-dependent proline transporter. The transcript is spliced from 12 exons. Gene Ontology annotation, biological process: sodium ion transmembrane transport. The coding region runs from base 91 to 1704 and encodes 537 amino acids. The record is from RefSeq and is a predicted model, not a curated record. Gene Ontology annotation, cellular component: plasma membrane. NCBI's taxonomy places the organism in Eukaryota, Metazoa, Arthropoda, Insecta, Lepidoptera, Noctuidae.